Molecule: messenger RNA, 4341 nt
Organism: Hypomesus transpacificus
Lineage: Eukaryota; Metazoa; Chordata; Actinopteri; Osmeriformes; Osmeridae
Gene: pde1cb
Product: phosphodiesterase 1C, calmodulin-dependent b
Exons: 15
Coding region: 212-1765 (517 amino acids)
Biological process (GO): signal transduction
Molecular function (GO): 3',5'-cyclic-nucleotide phosphodiesterase activity
Source: RefSeq, a predicted model, not a curated record
GUUAAGGUGCCUGGUAAAACAGUUAGAGAGAGGGGAAGCAUCGCUCGUGGACCUGAAGAAGAACUUGGAGUAUGCUGCCUCUGUACUUGAGUCUGUGUAUAUCGAGGAGACCAGGCGAUUGGUGGACACGGAAGAUGAGCUCAGUGACAUCCAAUCGGAGUCGGUGCCGUCGGAGGUGCGUGACUGGCUGGCGUCCACCUUCACGAGGCAGAUGGGCCUGAUGCUGCGGCGGACGGAAGAGAAGCCUCGCUUCCGCAGCAUCGUCCACGCCGUGCAGGCUGGGAUCUUCGUGGAGAGGAUGUACCGUCGUACCUCCAACAUGGUGGGCCUGAGUUACCCUCCGUCUGUCAUAGGGGUGCUCAAGCAUGUGGACAAGUGGUCGUUUGACGUGUUUGCUCUGAACGAGAACAGUGGAGACCACGCUCUGAAAUUCAUAUUCUACGAGCUUCUCACAAGAUACGAUCUCAUCAGCCGAUUCAAGAUUCCGAUUUCGGCGGUGGUGUCGUUUGUGGAGGCCCUGGAGGUGGGUUACAGCAAGCAUAAAAACCCUUACCACAACCUGAUGCAUGCGGCCGACGUCACCCAGACUGUCCACUACCUGCUGCUGAAGACUGGGAUGGUGCAUUGGUUGACUGAACUGGAGAUCUUUGCCAUGAUCUUCGCAGCUGCAGUCCACGACUACGAACACACUGGAACCACCAAUAACUUCCACAUUCAGACAAGGUCAGACACAGCCAUCCUGUACAACGACCGCUCGGUCCUGGAGAGCCACCACGUGAGCGCUGCCUAUCGCCUCCUACAGGACGACGAUGAAAUGAACAUCCUGUAUAACUUGUCCAAGGAUGACUGGAGAGAGCUGCGGGCCCUGGUGGUGGAGAUGGUGCUGGCCACAGACAUGUCCUGUCACUUCCAGCAGGUGAAGGCCAUGAAGAACUUCCUUCAACAACCCGAGGGGGUUGACAAGCCCAAAGCCCUGUCCCUCCUGCUCCACACUGCUGACAUCAGCCACCCGGCAAAGAACUGGGACCUGCAUCACCGCUGGACAGCCUCCCUGCUGGAGGAGUUCUUCAUCCAGGGAGACAAGGAGGCGGAGCUAGGCCUGCCGUUCUCCCCGCUGUGUGACCGCAAGUCAACCAUGGUGGCACAGUCCCAGAUUGGGUUUAUUGAUUUCAUCGUGGUGCCCACCUUCACCGUUCUGACGGACAUGACAGAACGCAUCGUCACUCCCCUCAUCGAUGACGCCUCUCACUCGGGCCUCAGCGGCUUCAGACGCUCCAGUUUGAACAGCAUUAGUUCAGAGGAUGCUAAGCAGGGCAGUGUAAAGAGCACUGGUUCUGAUGGGAGCUCGCUGGGUCACUGUUCCCUGCUGACCGUGGACCUGAAGAACUUCAAGGCCCUGUGGAAUGAGGAGGUGUACCAGAACCGGGAGCGCUGGAAGACCCAGGCCGCCAAAGAGGCUGAGGAGAGGGCCAAAAGAGAGGCCGUUGAGAAGGCCCUGCAGGAAGAGGCUAUGGAGCCUGGGGAGGGCCAAAAAGUACCAGAGACAACAGAGUCAGCCUCCAAGGGCCCCGAGGAGGGGAAAGUCCCCGAGGCAGAGGAGGAGCUGGUGGGUGGGGAGGACCAGGAGGCAGGGGACAGACCACAGCCUGGGUGCUCCUCUGACAAUCGGCAAACAUUACAGAAUGGAGCCCUGUUUGAGGGCGGAGAUUCUCCAGACUGUGAGCAGAGUCAGAAUAAAGCAGCUGUUGAGGUAGCGAUGGACUAGUGGCCGACUGUUGCAGCCCAGCGGUUUGCUGUCAACCUGCAUCCCACGCCUCUCCCUGGGAAGACUCCUGUUGAAAGAAUCAUUUCUGAGCGUUUACUGCCCUCUAGAGGACAAUGAUAAGAACUGCUCCUCUCAUCAUCUUUUUUUUGGGGGGGGGAGUCUUAAUGAGUUCUGCUUGGACAACCCACCCUCUCAUCCUUAUCCGUCGGGUGACACGGAUAAAAAGAUGACAGAAGCUUUCUCAAUCAGGACUAUGGUGGUGAUGAUGAUGAUGAUGAUGAUAAUGAUGAUGAUUGUGAUGUUGAGCUUGAUGGUGAUAUCUACAAAGUCCCAGCUCCAGCUCAUUUCCAGAUGCUUCUCUCCUUCCUCUACUCCUCUCUUCUCCCCUGGUGUGGCUCUGGACCUCUCAUGUCUGUUCCCUGCUCCACAAGACACCAAACAUAGCAGCUGCCUCUGCCUCAUUAGGUUACUUCUGGCUGCUUGCAAUCGUUAAGGCACAUUAGGAUCCUGACAGAACUCCUAUCUCCCUUCAAAUAAUGUUUUCGUAUCAGCGUUUUUUUUUUCUUUAUGUUUUACUGAAGCCAGAGCUUUCCUUAGUCCACAAACCAGCCACACCAAUAACUGCAUGUUCUGUUUUUGCACCUCAUUUCUAUAUCUAUAUAUAUAUAUAUAUUAAAAAUCAAACAACACAUUUUAUUUUCAACAUAUCACACACUUAAAUGUGUAUUCUCAGUUUUUCUAUUUUUUAUCUUAUACUUUAUGUAAAGUACUUUUUAUGCAAUGUUAAAAAGGAGAAAUGCUUUGGUUGUGUUUGAUUUCCCUCUCACUGUAUGUCCCUCAGAGGAUUCCGUAGCUGUUCAGUCUCUGUCAAUCGUUUCUUUUGCACUACUCUUUGCACUGCCUUCUGGCUGUAGAGAGUACAGUGUCUCUGAAGCUAGAAUUGUUUUUCUUUUUUUUCUUUUUGGUAAUAACUCGAUACUUGUCGUUUUGAAUGUGCUUUAUUGUACAGCUAGAUGAUUAAGUCAUCAUUCUUUUGUGAUGAAUGUUUAGCCGAGUGUUUGGCUCAAACACUAACAGCUUUCUGGUUUAUGUUUGCCAGAUUUCAAAGACAAUAAGACACAUAUACUCUGUGUAUAGAAAAUACAAAUAUGACAUAUAAAUGACUGUGCAUUUGUAAGAUAUAAAACAAACCUCUGCAAUGCUGUUUUAGCUUCUAAUGUGGAAGGAAGAGAAGCGGUUUUUGGGCAGUAUUUGCAUAUAUGAGUCUUUAUUGAUGUGCUCCUUUAUUAUUUGACAUUUUAUUUGGUGUACACUGUCACAUUUUCUUCUUAAUAAGCAAGAACUGGGGUACUGGAGGUAUGUAGUAUUACAUUGGAACGGCAAUGAAACCCAAGCUGAAUUGUACAAUGAUUAAGGAACACAAAAUUAAUUUGGAUAUGAACAGGAUAUUGAUAGCAUGAAUGGGACAUAAUAUUAUUGUGUCACGCAUCAAUAUGCUGUAGCAUCUAUUUAAGACUGGAUGUCUGUAGUCAAACCAAAUGAUUAAAUGUGUGCCUAUAAUGUAACAUAGUACUAAUCAUACAUCUUGUUUCUUGGAAUAGGUAGAAAUUGCAUUUAACUGUGUACACACACUAUCCUUGCAGUACUAGAGAAAGAAAAUACAUACACAUAUCUACUCUAAAAACUUCUUCCAUCCAUUUCCAAAGCUUCUGUCGCUAAAGUAAACACAUGAUCACCAAUUUUUUAUCAACUGAAACUCUAUUUUGUUUUGUACAUAGUGGGCUCAGUAAGUGUGGUUACAACUCACAUCCCUCGUAUUUAUCAUCUACGUUUUCUGUUUAAAAUACCUUCUGAUUUUGCUCCUCCCCAUCUGUAGUUUGAUCCCAUUACUUGUAUGAUUGUAUAUGACAUGUUCAGACUGUGUGUUCUAAUCAUCACACUUCCAUUGAAGUUUCCCAGUGUGCAAAACUAGAAAACAUUAUUGCUAAAUGUUUUACACAAGUAGGUAUGUAGUAACCUAAUUCUCUCACGAAGGCUUGAAAUUGGCUGAUGACAUAUUGAAGGAAAAAGUAUAUUUUAAUCUAUACUUUUUUUCUGUAUGUAUGGAGCACCCAAAAAAACAUAAAACUCCUGAAGAUGUCAUAAAACAGUUAUCCGUUAAAGUAAAGCAACAUGCACUGUGCAAGGGACCGAUGUAGUCAAUAUCUUUGCUCUUAGUGAUGCAGGUUAUGUUGUACAAGUCCAAACACGGAGGAAACACAUUUUUAAGGUGGCCUCUCUGCUCAAUGUAAUCCUAAUUGUAUUUAUGACUGACUUGUACAGACAUUUGUAAAGGUUAUUAUUACUGAGACAGUCCAUCGUUGCUUGUAAAAUCUUUGUUUCUUCAUUUAGUUAGAUCAACUCUAUAUGGCCGAUAUCUUACUGUUUUAGUAACUGAGGGUAGGAAAGUGUGAAACCACAGACAAAUACUUACGUGCAUUUCUGAUCUCCUCACUGUGACUUCCUUUUGUGUGUGAGAGAGAGAAAGAGACAUAGAAUGUGUGUGCUUGUGUAUGUGUGAGGAAGAGAGAAAGUGU